Molecule: messenger RNA, 2364 nt
Organism: Trichoderma citrinoviride
Lineage: Eukaryota; Fungi; Ascomycota; Sordariomycetes; Hypocreales; Hypocreaceae
Product: glycoside hydrolase family 92 protein
Exons: 4
Coding region: 1-2364 (787 amino acids)
Biological process (GO): protein deglycosylation; glycoprotein catabolic process; carbohydrate metabolic process
Cellular component (GO): nucleus; cytosol
Molecular function (GO): peptide-N4-(N-acetyl-beta-glucosaminyl)asparagine amidase activity; carbohydrate binding
Source: RefSeq, a predicted model, not a curated record
AUGCGUCUGAGAGCUGGUUCCCUCCUCUCCCUCUCCCUCGCCCUCAUCCUGCCCGCAGCAGCAGGACAAAAGCCGCCCAACGGCCUCUCGUACAUCAACCCGCUCAUCGGCACGACCAACGGCGGCAACGUCUUCGCCGGCGCAACGCUCCCCUACGGCCUCGCAAAGGCGUCCGCGGACGUAGACGGCCAGAACACGGGCGGCUUCGGCCUCGACGGCAGCAACGUCGUCGGGUUCUCGAGCGUGCACGACAGCGGCACCGGGGGCAACCCUAGCCUGGGCAACUUCCCGCUCUUCCCGCAGGUCUGCCCCGACGAUGGCGACGUCAACUCGUGCCGGUUCCGCAUCGGCGACAGGAAGCUGCACUACGUGAACGACUCGGUGACUGCGGGGCCGGGAUACUUUGGGCUGGAGCUGGAGUCGGGCAUCGCGGCGAACAUGACUGUCUCGCAGCACGCGGCGCUGUACCGCUUCACGUUUCCGCAGGAGGACGAGGAGGAAGCGAAGACGAAGCAUCCGCUGAUUCUGCUGGACCUGACGGAUCUGUGGCAGAGUCGGCAGAACGCCUCGAUCCAGGUGGACGACAAGACGGGCCGCAUGACGGGCAACGGCACGUUUCUGCCCAGCUUCGGGGCCGGGUCGUACGCCAUGUACUUUUGCGCCGACGUGUUCGGUCCGGCGAUCCACGAGACGGGCGUCUGGGUCAACAGCCGCGCGGGCACCGACCCCAAGCACGUCUUCCUGACGCGGGGCUUCAACCUCUUCUUCCUCGAGGGCGGCGGCUUCGUGCGCGUCAAGCCCCCGGGCGACGGCGUCGUGACGGUGCGCAUGGGCAUCAGCUACAUCAGCAGCGAGCAGGCGUGCCGCAGCGCCGAGCGCGAGAUGCCGAAUCCGCUCGAGGACUUUGAUCGGCUUGUCGACGCGGCGCAGAGCGCGUGGACGGAGAAGCUGAGUCCGAUUUCCGUCAAGAGCGGCGGCGCGACGGAGGACUUGAUGACGAGCUUCUGGAGCGGAGUCUAUCGCAACAUGAUUUCGCCGCAGAACUACACGGGGGAGAAUCCGCUUUGGAAGAGCGACAAGCCGUAUUUCGACUCCUUUUACUGCAUCUGGGAUAGCUUUCGCGUCCAGCAUCCUCUGUUGACCAUCCUCGACCCCCAUGCUCAGACGCAAAUGGUAGAGGCCCUGCUCGACAUUUACAAGCACGAAGGCUGGAUGCCCGACUGCCGCAUGUCCCUCUGCAAAGGCUGGACGCAAGGCGGCUCCAACGCCGACGUCGUCAUCGCGGAUGCCUUUGCGAAGAAUCUCAGCACGACCAUCGACUGGGAACUCGCCCUGGAAGCCGUCAUGGCCGACGCCGAAAACGAGCCGCAGGAGUGGUCGUACCACGGCCGAGGCGGCCUCCACAGCUGGAAGAAGCUCAACUACAUUCCCUACCUGGACUUUGACCCGUACGGCUUCGGGACCAACUCGCGCAGCAUCUCGCGGACGCUCGAAUAUGCGUACGACGACUACUGUCUCUCGGAGCUGGCCGGUGGCCUCGGCAGACGGGACUUGCAGGCAAAGUACCAGGAACGAAGCAUGAACUGGAAGAACCUGUGGAAGGCGGACCAGACGUCGCUGAUUAACGGCACCGACACGGGGUUCAGGGGCUUCUUCCAGCCGCGGUACCAGAACGGAACUUGGGGCUUCCAGGACCCCAUUGCGUGCUCUGCGCUGGCUGGGUUCUGCUCGCUGACUACGAAUCCGAGUGAGACGUUUGAAGCCAGCAUCUGGCAGUAUCUCUUCUACGUCCCUCACUCCGUCUCAUCCCUCAUUUCGCUUCUCGGAGGCGACGACGCCAUGAUUUCGCGCCUCGACUUCUUCCACACGUCUGGGCUGGCGGACAUCUCCAACGAGCCCGUCUUCUUCACCGUCUUCCUCUACCACUACACGGGGCGGCCAGGCCUCUCCACGAAGCGCAUCCACCAGUACGUCCCCGCCGACUUCAACUCGUCGCCCGGCGGCCUCCCGGGCAACGACGACUCCGGCGCCAUGGGCGCGUUCCUCGUCUUCUCCGUCAUGGGCCUGUUCCCCGUGGCGGGGCAGAACGUGUACCUGAUCUCGCCGCCGUUUGUGGAGGAGAUUAGCAUCCGGCAUCCGGUGACGGGGAAGACGGCGACGGUGCGCAACAUUGGGUUUGACGCGUCGUACGACAAGAUUUUCGUGCAGAGCGCAAAGGUGAAUGGGAAGCCGUGGACGAGGUCGUGGAUCGGGCACGAGUUCUUCACGGAGGGGUGGACGCUGGAGUUGGUGCUCGGGGCGGAGGAGUCGGGGUGGGGGCGGGAUGUGAAGGACAGGCCGCCGAGCUGGACUCUUGGGACGUGA